AUGGUGGUGGUGCUUCUGCUGGGCUUCUGCGGCUUCUGGUCUCCACUGGCAGCGCUGGUUCUGGACUUCAACAACAUCAAGAGCUCUGCAGACGUGCAGGGCGCUCGGAAGGGCUCACCGUGCUUGUCUGACAAAGACUGCAACACCAGGAAGUUCUGCCUCCAGCCCCGAGAAGAGACCCCCUUCUGCACCACCUGCCGGGGGUUACGAAGGAGGUGCCAGCGCAACGCCAUGUGCUGCCCGGGAACGCUCUGCAUAAAUGAUGUUUGUACAAUAAUGGAAGAUGCAACCCCAAUGUCGGAAAGACAGGCUGAUGACCAAGAUGACACAGAUACAAAAGGAACAACUGAGCAUCCAAUUCAGGAAAACAAACCCAAGAGGAAGCCGAAUCCCAAGAAAUCACAAAGCAGUAAGGGACAAGAGGGAGAAAGCUGCCUUAGAACGUCUGACUGUGGACCUGGACUUUGCUGUGCUCGUCACUUCUGGACUAAAAUUUGUAAACCAGUGCUAUUGGAGGGACAAGUCUGCUCCAGGAGAGGUCAUAAAGACACAGCUCAAGCUCCAGAAAUUUUCCAGCGCUGUGACUGUGGUCCCGGACUAUCAUGCCGAAGUCAAGUUACUGGCAAACGCCAGCAUGCACGGCUGAGAGUGUGCCAAAAGAUCUAAAAAGUUGCAAAUAUUUCAAAAUGA
Elephantulus edwardii (Cape elephant shrew) is the source of this 690-nucleotide messenger RNA. It is a transcript of the gene DKK4, whose product is annotated as dickkopf WNT signaling pathway inhibitor 4. The transcript is spliced from 4 exons. Gene Ontology annotation, biological process: negative regulation of canonical Wnt signaling pathway; multicellular organism development. Gene Ontology annotation, molecular function: receptor antagonist activity; co-receptor binding. Lineage: Eukaryota; Metazoa; Chordata; Mammalia; Macroscelidea; Macroscelididae. The record is from RefSeq and is a predicted model, not a curated record. Gene Ontology annotation, cellular component: extracellular region.